CAUUCAUCAGUGUGUGAGCUUGUCCUUCCAUCUGUGAUCUCUCUCCUACACCACACACUUUAGAGACGUUGCUAACGGCUACUUGAAUAUGUUGGGAAUUGCAAGAGGACUCUCUGCGGUUCGCUCCGCACCCGUUGUGCGCAGUGUAACCAUGUCUCAACGAGCCAAUCUUUCUAACAGGGCAGCAAAAGACCCCCUUGGUCCAGCGGAGACGGCAAUUGGCCUCACAAUGUUCGCGCUGGCAAUCCUGGGCCCGGCAGGCUGGAUCUUGGCCAAUCUGGAAAACUACAAAAAGAAGAAUGAAUGAAUGAGGGAUCCAAUCUCUCAUGCUGCAUCGACAGAUACUUUCCUAGUUUUAUUUCAUUACAGACCAACAUGGGACCAUCAACUCACCCACCUCUGACGUCAGUGCGGAUCAAAUUUGGACCUUAUCUACCUCCACCUCAACCAGUUUACUUUUUCACUCCAGUCUUCAAAACAGACAAGAAAAAUUCCGGCACAAUGACUUGAUUUCAAUUUCAUCUGUUUUUACUCCCUUUGUGGAGCCUGUUACAGUAACAAUAAAACUGUAUUUAAACAUU
Clupea harengus (Atlantic herring) is the source of this 581-nucleotide messenger RNA. RefSeq names its product cytochrome c oxidase subunit 8A (gene cox8a). The record is from RefSeq and is a predicted model, not a curated record. Gene Ontology annotation, cellular component: respiratory chain complex IV; mitochondrion. Gene Ontology annotation, biological process: mitochondrial electron transport, cytochrome c to oxygen. Lineage: Eukaryota; Metazoa; Chordata; Actinopteri; Clupeiformes; Clupeidae.